This is a messenger RNA of Argiope bruennichi, 1139 nucleotides long. RefSeq names its product protein ABHD11-like. Lineage: Eukaryota; Metazoa; Arthropoda; Arachnida; Araneae; Araneidae. The coding region runs from base 151 to 1008 and encodes 285 amino acids. The record is from RefSeq and is a predicted model, not a curated record. The transcript has 6 exons.
CCCCCCCUUUUCUCCCCACGUUCUUUUUCUCUCGCAGUUGAUAAUGGAGCCACACCAGCCGGCAGUUUUCUAACUGUGACUGUAACUCUCAGUUACAGUGUUGUCUCAUGCGGAGCAUACGAGGAGCGUGUUUAUAAAGGGUUGAAAAUAAUGGCAAGGUACGAACCAGUUCAGUUAGCAUUCAAUUCUGUGGACCCCGAGGGCUGCUCGAAAGACAAAGCCCCCAUUAUAUUUGUUCAUGGAUUGACUGCAUCCAAAGAACUUUGGAAUGACCUACCCGAAAUAACAGCUAAGGCCACAAAUAGGAAAGUGUAUGCGGUGGACUCGAGGAACCACGGAGACAGCCCGUGGUGCGAUGUGUUCAACUUCGACUGCAACGUAGACGACCUUUUGCACUUCAUGGACAGCAUCAACGCGCCCAAAGCCAUCAUCAUCGGGCACAGCAUGGGGGGAAUCACCGGUAUGAAAUUGGCCUUGAGAGCGCCAGAAAGAGUAGAAAAACUCGUUGUUGAGGACAUGAGUUGUCGGAAACUGUCUCAGCCGAUGCUGGACAUGGUGUUUCUCUACAUUUCCUUAGGACGAGCCGCUUUAGAACAAGUACCAUCUGACGUGGACGAAGACACGGCGAGAAAGAUCAUCUUCGAUACUGUUAUGCAGAGUUUACCACAGGAGCUUAAAAUGUUAGCGAGGCCAGAUAAUACCAACUUCCGCAUCCAGCUGAAGCGAACCCCUGAGGGUCGGUGGGCCUUUAAAUCUAACGUCGACUUAUUGAUGAAGGCUCUCAAGAACUCCAAUGAGCUCAUGUCAGAACCGACUGGAGUCUAUGAAGGUCCCUCAUGCUUCAUUUAUGGAAAGCUUUCACCGUUCCUCGUGGGAUUGGAUGAACCAAACAUUCGAAAGCAUUUCCCGAAUGCAAAAAUGGUUGGAAUCGACAAUGCGACGCAUUCCGUCCACACCGAAUGCCCCCGUGAAUUCAACGACGCACUUCUCAACUUUCUACAAGAAUAAGAGCUCUAUUUUAUGUGUCAAAAAAAUCUAGUAAAUGCGCCUGUUUGCUUGCAGCCGACUUUUUUUUUAUGUUUUUGAAAGUAUAUCAUUUACAUAAUUGUAUAUUUUACAAUGAAAUAUGAAGUUUUGCA